Molecule: messenger RNA, 3079 nt
Organism: Linum trigynum
Lineage: Eukaryota; Viridiplantae; Streptophyta; Magnoliopsida; Malpighiales; Linaceae
Source: the annotation of a GenBank genome assembly
GCAAUCUCGGGCCUUGGAUGCACCCUGUGCAUCCACAGUCCAGAUCACUGGCUGCACAUGAUCCGUGAAUCGGCAUACGAAUCGUUCCUGCAUGUUUCCUUCAUCCUUCUUUCUAUUUGACAGCGUCUAGCUACGUAGUAAAAUAAAUGCAGCAGAAUCUUCUUUCACUUCAUUUAUUGUCAUGGCAUGCCAAUAUAUGCAUCAAAUGAGCGCCAGAAAGAUGAGAGAAGCGGACUGGCAUGGGAUAAAGGUGAAGGGAGUCUCGAGAAUCAGGUCUAUGAACGAGAGAAUGGAAAUGGCAGGCGGCCACUGUACUACUCUGCAUGUGAAUUUUAGCACGUGAAUAUAGUAAAAAUGUUGAGAGUGGUGGAUUAAAAAAAUGGUAAUUCAUUAUUUUUUAUCAAACUGCAGGCCACCAUUUUUUUUUUCUCUAACUCUGAGCUUUACUGUGUGCAGAAUGUGAUGGAGAAUCCAAGGUGGUGGCGGGAAGCCAAAUCUCAGAGAAGGACUGCUGUUGAUUCUCGCUGAUUUCAUUAAUUCUCCCAAUACAUCUAAGUUGGCAGAUACACUAACGGUCGCAUGGUGAGAAUUGGGGAGUUGAUUAAAGAUUGGUUUGCAUUUCUUUUUGACUGAACGUGACAGCAUUUAAACAACACGAGCUCCCUUCCCCUCAUUCUCCCUAUUUUAACAUGAACUCGUGUUUACUCUCACUAUCACUCUCACGCUCACUUCCCACCAUCACUCAUGGAAAACAACUGCAGGAAGUCAUCGUCCUCACCGUUGAAGCCGUGGAAGAAAGGUCCGACGAGGGGCAAAGGCGGUCCACAGAAUGCCAUGUGCGAGUACCGAGGAGUUCGACAGAGGACAUGGGGGAAGUGGGUGGCUGAGAUCAGGGAGCCGAAGAAGAGGACUCGAAUCUGGUUGGGUUCUUUCACCACUGCUGAAGAAGCCGCCAUGGCGUACGAUGAGGCUGCGAGGAGGCUGUAUGGUCCUGAGGCUUAUCUCAACUUGCCUCACCUCCAGCCUCCUUACAUAAACCCUGCUGCCGCUGCUGCUUUCAGUAGUCCUUUCGGAGGGAGGUUGAACCGGUUCAAAUGGCUUUCUUCUAGGAACUCGGCUUUGUUGUUUCCACCUCGUGGACUGCUCAACUUGCAUGCCCAGCCGAGUGUCCACGUCAUCCAGCAGAGGCUUCAGGAGCUGCAGAAGAAGAAGAGCAAUGCUGCUGCUGCUGCUGCUCCCUGCAGCAGCAGCAACUCUUGUUCACAGAAACCUGAAGUUGGUUCUGCGAUGACUCAAAAACCGCAGGCGGAGAAAGAAGUAGUGGUGGUGGAGGAGAAGGGAACAGUGGAGACGGUUGAGACAGAGAAAGUUAAGCCGCAGAUUGAUCUGAACGAGUUUCUUCAGCAACUGGGGAUUUUGAAAGAUGAGAGGCUGUGUGUUCCUAUGGACAAGGAAGAGUUCAGCUGUUAUGAUGUUGCUGGAGAUCAGCUUGACCAUUCAUCGUCAUCGUUCGAGGAAGACAAGGGUUUUAGUUACUGGGAUUCCUUCAUGUAUGGUUUGCAUGGCAUGGCAGAUCUUCACAAUCAGGAUAUCGUGGCGGCGGGCAGUAGAAUCCAGCUCCAGCAGCUGGAUGUGGAAGAUGAUGAUCAGCAAUUCUCAACUCACAUAUGGAAUUUCUAGAUAUGUCGCUUGCUUUGGGCUAGAUUUUUUUCUUCUUCUUUUAACCAGUUUGGUUUGGUGUCACUUUCCAUUCCCUGGCAACGAAAGAUCAUAAGGACAAUGCAUGAUUUAUUUGGUUUUGUUCUAGUUAUUGAGGAUUUUUUCCCGGAUUUUUUCCCAUUAUGCUCUUGAUGUUUGGUGGUAUAACAUGUUGAACUCUUCAUGUUAACCCAAUCAUAUAUGGUCUAACAUGAUACUUUAUUCAUAUUUCAUAUACCAAAGUGCAUCUACUCGUACUUGGAUACUGAUAAGUCAUUUUUAUCAAGUCUCAUCUCUCCCUUAUGCAAGUACACUCUUCCACAAAUUUGAUAACGUUCUUUGUCAAGUAAAUAUGCUUGCAAAUCUUCACCUUAGUUGACUGACCAAUUAUUCACCACUUAGAGGAGAUAAAAAUUUAUAUACGCUGACUAAUCAUUCAUAUUUGGAUCACGUGUAUUUUACAUAUGUGUAACAUUUUUCGAAUUCUUUUCUGAUUAACAAUUUUUUCUGAGUCUUUCGACUAUUCAACUAGAGGUCAGUUGAUCACACGUGUCGUUUAAUCGCAUGUAUUCCAAAUAUACAAUUUUCAUUUUCAGACACUUAAACAAAUAUUUUGUUUUUCAUAAAUACUAGCGUGGGUCCCGGCCAGUUGGCUGGAGGAAGGUGAUGUAUGAAAUUUGAUAAUGUAAUGUAGUGUAUAGCUUAUUAUUGUAUAGUUUUUUUUUGGAACACGUAAUAAAAAUAGUGAAUUUUAGUAGGAAAGAGACAUGAAUGAUGCAACGAAUCAAAAAUCAGCCUUAUGAACCAAAAUCAAGUACAUGUUACCUAGUGAAACAAUAUUGUUUCUGGUAAUAUGAUGAGGUGGAGUAAGCUUUAUAGAAACUGAAUUCCAGAAAAUCGAAUAAAAAAUCGCCUAUCCCGCUGGUUUUCGAGAAAUGAGCAUCUCACAAUCGUUGCUACCUUUAACUCGGCCCGCUGGCCGAUUAAUUUGCUUUAUAAAACUUUCAUCUUGUCGUCAUUGUGCUUUCUGGUUUUUGCCAAGCCAUGAUAAAAUCUAAAGAAAUCAAGAAUGAACAACACGAUUUGGGAUAAGAAUCGUCGUUCCUGUAUCCCUAGAAAAUGGUGGUAAACACGGACUCACCUGCCAAACUGGUUUGGAUUGAAAUUUUUAUCGUGUAUCAGGGAACCAUGUGAUUAUAAAUUAGACUUGAUCAAAACGGGCCAAAACUUGAACUUCAGCCUGUUUGACCGACUCAUGCCAAACUCUAAUUAUUCUUUACUUUUAAACUUUCUAUUUGAAAAUAAAAAAUAAUGAAAGAAAAGAGAUUACUGCAAUUCACCAUUUGCAAAUCAAUAUUCAGAAUAAAAGUAUAGAAUUUUG